CGUUCGAGUGCAGUCGCUCGUGUGCGUGUGUAAUACACAAACACGGUACACUGGAGGACCGCAUUCUUUAGUCGACCGCUGGAACGUUAUAUAUGUUAUAUAUUAUUUUAUUACGUCCGCUGCGCUACCCGUGUCGUCACCGCUCGUCAUCUGUUAUUGUUAUUCUACAGAUAUUUUUAUCGGCCCAUUAUUGUUGUUGACUGUUGUUGUUUAUUAUUAAUAUUUUUGUUUUUAUUUAUUACAUGCGUAUCGGCGUAACUGAUAAACGCACCCGCUCGUUCCGACAUCAUCGAUCGCCCAAAAACCGUUAGAUCGCGCAAACGGCCGUUGCGCGCGCUAUGGCUUUUGAAACGCAGCAACAGGUGUCCGCUGCCUCUGGCCUUUGUGGCGUGACAUACCGAAACGUUCGUCUCGGAUGCUGCAAUUCCGACAGUGGGUAGGACGUGGAUAGGUGUUCUUACGUGUGUGUGUGAUCGUCGAAUUUUUCAGAAUCGCCGUUUCGUCCGUUUUUCGUCACGGUUGAUAUUAUUAUAAGUUCGGUUUGUUUCGUCGUGUGAUAAACGUGAUUUUCUCGUCCGCCCGACCCGAAAUGGAAGAAGAAGAAAGAAAUGACCGUUUAUCUUGCAAGCAAAGGAACUACAUGCUCGCCGUCACUGUCGUAUUACUGCUGUCCACCAUCACUCAUUGUGAAUGCCAGUCCUAUCAGGCUCCUCGGUUCAUCACGCAGCCUACGUCUACUAAAAAUGUGAUCGGCGAAGGACAGACAAAAAUUAUUCAAUGCCAAGCUCUUGGCUUUCCGGCUCCAGUUUACAAAUGGUACAAAGAUGGAAAAGAAGUGGGAGAUUUUUCAUCAGAAUAUCAAUCUUUCCGUCUUUUAAAUCUAAAACAUGACGAUGGAGGAACUUAUCAAUGUAUAGCAAAAAAUGAAGUUGGAUCGAUACUAUCUCAAAAAAUUGAAAUAAACAUUGCGUAUAUGGACAAUUUUAUGGAAGUCACCGAUCCAAUAGUUAGAGUUGAAAGAGGUCAAGCAGCAAUUUUGGAUUGCCCGCCAAUUAAAAGCUACCCACCACCUAUGGUACAGUGGUUAACUGAUGACGGCACUCAGCUAUACGACAUCAAAUAUGCCUCAGUUGCAGAGACUCAUCAAUUAGUGGUAUUAUCAGCCUCUGACAGCGACCAAAAAGCAUACAGGGUGAGAGCAACGAACCCUUUGUUAGGAAAAGACGAAUUUAGUCAGUAUUUAAGAAUCAACACCAUAGGAGGCUCUCAGUCUGGAGAAAUUGCCCCUUAUUUUGUUGUUAAACCUAAAGGAAAGCACAUCAUCAAAGGUCAUAAAACUACCGAGCUCCAGUGCAUAGCCAAUGCAAGGCCCUUACAUGAAUUAGGAACCAUGUGGUUCAAAGACGACAUACCGAUAGAAAAUACAAAUGGUGUUGAUUAUAUUUACAACGAUCCGUGGAACAGAACUUUAUCACUUAUCAAUGCCAAAUUGACUUAUACCGGUCGGUAUACUUGUCAGGUUCGAUUUGUAUCAGGUGGAUAUGCACCUAUUUCUGCAGACGCUGAUAUUUUCGUCUUAGAACCUCCAACAUUUGUUGGUAAUUUGAGGAUGGAAACCCUUGGCGAAUACGGGUCUACUGUUAGAAUAAGUUGUGACACCAUUGGGGUGCCACAGCCAAAAAUAACUUGGUAUCGUAACGCAGAGACAAUAAGUCAAAACAAUAGGUACACGGUUGAAGAAGAUGGUACUUUGGUAAUAAAGAAAUUGAACAUCGAAGAUUCUGGCAUGUUUCAAUGUGAAGCAGAAAACGAAGCCGGGUCAGAUUCUAUUAGUACGUGGUUGAAAGUCAAAAGACGUUCUAAACGCUGGACGAGAGCCUCUGUGUACCGAAUGAUGCCAUGGCAACACCCGAGUGCCCGAAAAAAUUUACCUCCUACUGGUCCAAUUAUUGAGAAUGAACCUCAAAAUUCUACAGUUCUAGAAGGAAAUGAAGUUAUAUUGUCUUGUAGAGUUAUUGGUGCACCUAAACCAAAUACUACUUGGAUUUUUGGUGAUUUAUUUUUAUCAUUGAAUGAAAGAAUUCGCAUUCUAGAUACAGGAGAUUUAUUUAUAUCAUCCACAAAAGUUCAAGACACUGGAAAAUAUUCUUGCAUAAGAUCAAAUGAAGCCGGCACUGUGGAAAUGCAUGCAUAUAUUAAAGUUCUAGGUAAAACAACCAUUGUUGAACCUCCUAUGGAUACUAGAGUUUUAUUAGGACAAAAUUCUAUUAUGAAAUGUAAAGUGUCUAGUGAUCCUUCUGUGCUUUAUCAAAUUGAUUGGUUUCAUAAUAACAAGAGUCUUGGGGCGGGAAAUUCAAGAAUAAAAGUUUCUGCUGAUGGUACAUUAGAAAUUGGAGUCGUGCGUGCUGGUGAUGCUGGUGUCUAUACUUGUUCAGUUUCAUCUCCUGGAGGCAAUGAGAAAAGACAUGCACAUUUAAGUAUACUUGAAUUGCCUUAUCCUCCAAAUGUUGCUCAGGCUGAACGUGUUGGACCCAGAUCUGUGAAUGUUUCUUGGACUGUAGGUUUUGAUGGAAAUAGUCCUAUAUUAAAAUAUAUUGUUCAAAAACGACAAAUUGAAACUCAAUCAUUGUUGGAUCCACUUGUUGAUUGGGUUACUGAACUUACCAAUAUAUCUGCAAAUUCUCGUUAUGUGGUCUUGGAAAAUUUAAAAGCAGCUAAUACUUAUCAAUUUAGAAUCAGUGCUAUGAAUGCAAUUGGUGAAGGAACACCUUCACAACCAAGCAAUUUUGUUACAUUGCCACAACAAGCUCCAUCUGGACCACCUUUAGGGUUUGUUGGAUCAGCUAGAUCAAAUUCAGAAAUUAUUACUCAAUGGCAACCUCCCUUAGAAGAGCAUCAUAAUGGCCAAAUUCUUGGAUAUAUUAUAAGAUAUAGGUUACAUGGUUAUAUUAAUAGUCCAUGGACUGAUCAUAAUAUUACUAGUGGGGCUCAGCAUUAUUAUUUAAUUCAAGAUCUUAUUACAUGGAAAGACUAUGUGCUUCAAGUAGCUUCCUACAAUAAUAAAGGAGUUGGAGUUUAUAGUGAUAGUAUAAGAAUAAAGACUAAAGAAGGAGUUCCAGAAGCAGCUCCAAUUGAUGUAAUAGCUAGACCAAUAAAUAGUACUUCGGUUCAAGUUUGGUGGAAACCUCCAGAUCCACAAAAAAUAAAUGGCAUUAAUCAAGGCUACAAACUUCAAGCAUGGAUUGGAGAACGAGUAGAACAUGAAAUGACAGUUGCUCCUAGUUUAUUUGAUCCACUUGCUCAGCAGACCACAACAUUUGUGAACCUUAAGAAAUUUACAGCCUAUAAUGUUACGGUGUUAUGUUUCACUGAUCCUGGUGAUGGUCCAAUCAGUAGUCCAUCAUUAGUUGUCACACACGAAGAUGUUCCUGAUUUAGUUGGUAGUCUCCACUUUGAAGAUGUAUCAGAUCGUUCUGUGAAUGUUGUUUGGUCUUCACCAUUGCAUACUAAUGGUCAUUUGAUUGGCUAUACUGUGUCUUAUUCCAUACGUGAUCGACCAGAAACCACACACUUAGUAAACGUCACCUCAGACAUCACUAGUAUUGUAAUUGAUCAAUUACAAGCCACUACUCAUUAUAAAUUUGAAGUAUUCGCUUGGACAAAAGUUGGUUCCGGUCCUAGUAGAAUAGCCACAAUACAGUCUGGUAUUGAACCGGUUUUGCCCAAUCCACCUACUAAGUUAGCCAUCACAAAUAUUGAGCCUUUUUCAGUUGUGCUCCAAUUUACACCAGGGUUUGAUGGAAAUUCUUCUAUCACUAAAUGGGUUGUAGAAGCACAAACUGCAAGGAAUACAACUUGGUUUACUGUGCAUGAAGAAAGUAGUCCUGAAGCAACUACACUGAAAGUUCUUCAAUUAGUUCCUUACACGUUAUACCGUUUAAGAAUCACCGCAUGGAAUGUAGUUGGUGCAUCAGAGCCUUCAGACCCCACUAAAGAUUUUCAAACUAUUCAAGCACCUCCAGCUCAUCCUCCUUAUAAUGUCACUGUACGUGCAAUGUCUUCUACUGAACUUCGUGUCCGUUGGAUUCCUUUGCAACAAAGUGAAUGGUUUGGAAAUGGGAAAGGUUACAAUAUAACUUAUAGAUUAUUUAAUACUAGUGUUGUAUAUACUGUCACAAUUGAAGAUAUUACUUCAAAUUCAUUCGUUUUGGACUCUUUACAAAAAUUUACUCAAUAUGAUGUAACUAUGAAUGCGUUUAAUGAUGUUGGAUCAUCUGGCCCUAGUCCAUCAGCUUUUGAACGUACAAGAGAAUCAGUGCCAUCAAUGGGGCCUAUAAAUGUUGUUGCAAAUGCAACAUCUUCUACAACUAUUGUGGUUAGUUGGGGUGAUGUACCUUCUGAUCAUCGAAAUGGAAUCAUUGAAGGAUUUAAAGUUUACUAUAAGCCAGGUGGCCGUGCUGUGUAUCCUGUACAAAUUAAAGAUAUUCCAAAAAAUUCAACUUUCACAACUACAUUGACAGAGUUAAAGAAAUUUGUUCAGUACAGCAUUCAAGUUCUAGCUUAUAGUCGGUUAGGGGAUGGUGUGUUAUCUACUCCAAUUACUAGAGUUCAAACUUUUGAAGAUGUUCCUGGUGCUCCAUCUAAUGUAUCUUUUCCUGAUGUUACUUCAACUACUGCCAGAGUUAUUUGGGAUGUCCCUGCUGAUCCUAACGGUGAAAUUCUUGCUUAUCGCAUAAAUUAUCAAUUACAUAGUUCUGAAGGCUAUAAUUUUUCCAAAGAAUUUCCUGCUUCAGACAGAACAUUCAGAGCCAUUGAUCUUAUACCUGAUCAGUACUACAUGUUUUGGGUCACAGCCCAAACACGGUUAGGCUGGGGUAAAAGUCAGUCUGCACUUGUUUUUUCAUCAAACAAUCGUGAAAUACCACAAGCUCCUUCUUCGCCACAAAUAAGUCGUAGUCAGAUUCAAGCCACACAAAUUACAUUCAGUUGGACCCCAGGACGAGAUGGCUAUGCUCCAUUAAGAUAUUAUACAGUACAGAAGUCAGAAGAAAUUGGUCCUUGGACCACUAUACCUGAACGAAUAGAUCCGUCUAUUACUUCAUACACUAUCCAAGACCUCUUACCUUUCACUUUAUAUCGGUUUCGUAUUCAAGCAACGAAUGACAUUGGUCCAAGUAGCUAUAGUCAUGAAUCUCCUCAAGUCAGGACUUUACCUACCUCUCCAAGUCGUGUAGUUGGUAAGGUUCAAGUUGUACCCAUUACAACAACAAGUGUACGUGUCACCUGGGAACCUAUACCUCCUCAGUAUUGGAAUGGUGAUACCCAAACUGGAGGUUAUAAAGUUUUGUACCAACCUGUUUCUGACAUUCCUAUGGCAUUGCAAACAAUACCUAGUCAAUUAAUUAUGGGCACAACAGAAAAAACUCUUGUCAUUGGAGAUUUAGUUCGUGACCGAAAUUAUGAUAUCAUUGUAGUUCCGUUCAAUUCUCAAGGUAAUGGUCCACCUUCUAUGCCUAUUCCUGUCUACGUUGGAGAAGCUGUCCCUACAGGUGAACCUCGUAGUGUAUCCGCAUUUGCCAUAUCAUCGACAGAAGUUCGGUUGUCUUGGGAACAUCCACAACAAAAUCAACAAAAUGGAGAUUUAUUGGGAUACAAAAUAUUUUACAUUGUGACUGAUUCACCAAAUGAACAUCGUGUGGAAGAAGAAACAGAAGUUGUUCCUGCCACUUAUGUUAGUCAUAGCUUGGUGUUUUUGGACAAAUACACUGAAUAUAAAAUUCAAAUACUUGCAUUUAAUCCAGCCGGUGAUGGGCCAAGGUCUGCACCUAUUAUUGUUAGAACUCAUCAGGGAGUACCGGGUCCACCAACUGAUCUUCAAUUUUCUGAAAUAACAAUGAAUAGUCUUAAAGUUUCAUGGACACCUCCAAAACGGAAAAAUGGCCAACUUCUAGGUUACAUAAUUACGUAUGAAACAGCUGAACAAAACGAACGUUUUAGCAAACAAGUAAAACAAAGAGUAAAUCAAACGUGGCUUCUUGUUCAGCCUUUAGAAGAAGAAGUGACUUAUACUUUCUCAGUCAGGGCUCAAACUAUAGAUUUGGGAGUUGCCAUUAAAGGAAAUGUAACUACUGGACCACAACCAGGUUCACCAAAGAGUCCAUUUGACCUAUCAUUAGUCAAAACUGUAUCUAGUGUUGCACUUAAAUGGACAAAUGGAGCAUCUGGAAAAGGACCAAUUCUUGGAUACUACAUACAGAGCAGACGCAAAGCCACACAAGACUGGGAACAUUAUGACACACGUUGGACAACAGUUACAAAAAGUAAUAGUGGACCAUUGGAUGAAUUCUCAGUGUCCUAUCAGAGUUUGCUGCCAUCAACUUCAUAUUUGUUUAGAAUUGUAGCUCAUAACGAGUUUGGUAUUAGUUAUCCAGCCUAUUCAGAUGAUGUGGUUUUAACUCCAUCAAAAUUGUACUUGGAGUAUGGUUACUUACAAAUGAAGCCAUUCUAUAGACAGACAUGGUUUAUGGUUGCUUUAGCUGCUGCAUCACUAGUUAUACUUAUUAUGGUUAUUGCUAUACUAUGUGUUAAAAGCAAAAGUUACAAAUAUAAACAAGAAGCACAAAAAACCUUAGAAGAAUCUAUGGUUAUGGAUAUUGAUGAUCGACAGCAAUUGGCCAUGGAACUUCAUAGAACCAGAAUGUCAAACAACAAUUCUCUUGGACGGAUGUCUAUUCAUAAUACUUUACACCAUUCACUACACAGACGGAAACCACCAAUCGGAACUUUAGGAAAAUCUCCACCAAGGCCAUCUCCAGCGAGUGUUCCUUAUCAUAGUGAUGAUGAUAGUGUUAAAGGUUAUGAUGAAAAUCCAGACGAUAGUUCAGUUACUGAAAAACCUUCAGAAAUCAGUUCAACAGACUCUCAGGGAUCAGAAAGUGAGAAUGAAAGUGUGCGAUCAGAUCCACAUUCGUUUGUUAACCACUAUGCCAAUGUCAAUGAUUCUUUAAGACAGUCGUGGAAACGGCAAAAACCUGUUAGAAACUAUUCUAGUUAUACAGAUUCAGAACCUGAAGGAAGUGCUGUGAUGAGCCUUAAUGGUGGCCAAAUUAUAAUGAAUAACAUGGCCAGAUCACGAGCUCCACUACCAGGAUUCUCAUCGUUUGUUUAAUCUCUUCUAGUGAGUGCCAUCUUUACCAAUCCGUCCGUGAUUUUGUUUAAUUUAAAUUAAUUAUGUAUUAUUUUGUAAAUAUGUGUACCAUGACUUAACUUAUGAACUGGUCAGAGUAUGACUUCUUUACUCUAAAAUUGAAAAUGUUUAAUUGUCUUUUACAGACUGAUGAAUUGUAUGUAUAAUUUAGCUCUAUAACAAGUUGAUCUCAAUUUUAUAUUUCUCUAGAAAAGUUUUUUACUUAAACUAAAAACUCAUCAAUAUUUUUUAACCACAUUUACGUAUAUAAAAAUUAAAGACUGAACUAAACAUAAUAAAUUACAUUUCAGUAUUAUAUUUUAUUUAAAUUCCAAUCAGUAUUUGAAUUAUUGUUGAUUUGAAAUUGAUCUUUUACACAUUAAUAUUAAUGAUAUGCUGUUAUGAAAAAUAGUAUUAAAAUAUUUCAAAUAAUAAUUAUUUUAUAUGUUUCUAAUUUUAAAUGCCAUAACAUAUUGAUAAAUUAUGUCCUAUUGUUGUAUUCUUUAAAUUAGUCUAAUAGAUGGUCUUAAUGCCUUUUAUUUUAAUGAGUAUCUUGACUGUAUUACUUUUAAAAAUAUUUUUAAAAACACAUUAAAUUCCGUUCUUUUCUUUUUCAUUUUAUGUUGAUCAAGAUUUUUUUAUAUAUCUUUAUUUUAAUGUAAAUGUGGUCCAACAAAUUUAAUGAAUAGUUGUAUUAUUUUUAAAAGUUGAUGAAAGUUUUGUUAAUGCAAACUUAUGUGGAAAUAUUAAGCUUAAUUGAAUAUCAAAUAUUUAAAUGCUUUUACUAUUUGUUUUUUUUAUGUUGACAUUAUUGUAACUAAUAUUAAGUACCCGAACAAUUAUUGAAUCAUUAAUAAAUUAAUUUAAAUUUUAGUGUGAUACAAAAACUGGGGGAUCAAGCAAUACAUGUUUAUAUAUAUAUAAAUAUUACUUUAGUUAAUUCGUUAAGUAUUAUUAGUAAUUAAAAAAAAGAAAGAAAAAAAUGUUUUAGUCAAUUGUAAAAGAAUUAUUUUACUUAUUAGUGAUAAAUUUUAAUUAAUUUAUUUCUUUUUUUUUUUAGUAUAAUUUCAUUAACAUAAAAUCUUAAAUAAAUAAUCUAAAGUCAGUAUUAUACUGACUUCACAUGACAUGUUGAUAAACAAAAAGUCAAUGAACAGAUAAGAACUAGUUUAAUACUGAAUUUACAUUUAAAUUUAUUUAAAACUUAAGAAAUGACUAAUUAUUUUAUAUUUUUUCUUGUAAAGUGCUUAUCUCAUAUUUUUUACUAUUGUUUUUGUAUUUAUAGUGCUUACAAUUUAUAAAAUAAUACUACAGUGUAAUGACUACAUAUUACAGUCAGCUUAUAAACUUAAUACUUAAUAAUUGAUUACCAUCAUUAUUACUAUUAUUAUUACAAAUUAUAACAAUUGCCACUUGUUACACUAAAAAUAUGAUUGCAUUGACUGGUGAUUACUUAAUACUAAACAACUAAUGGUAAUUACUAAUUAAAUAUUUAAUGUCCUUAAGAUAUAAUAUCGCCUUUCUUAAACACUGAUAUCAUUAUUAUUAUCAUUAAUAAUUAUUAAAAUCAAAAUACUAUAAACUUCUUGAAUUUCAAAAUUUAAUUGUAUGAUUUCUUCAUAUUUAUUCUCCUACUUAUGAUUUCGCUAAAUAAUGUUAGAUAAAUUGUUAUAAAAUCUAUUAGGUGAUAUUUUUAACUUGGAUCAUCAAUAUUUUACAAUCGGCUGUAAAUAAUAAACAAAUAGAGAAAAAUGAACUUCAUAGUUAAAUCGAUAUAAUCUAUUCCACAUUUCACUUUAAGUUCGAAACUUAAAUUAUUUAAAUUCUAUACUAAAAAAUGUAAUUAAUUUUUGCGCAAUAAAAGAAUUGCAAAGGUUGUAUCUUGAAGAUUUUGCAUUUUGUUAUUAAAAUAUGUCAAAUCUUUGCAAUAUAAUGUAUAUUCAAUUUAUAAUACAAAGUUGUCUAUAAAUUCAAUAAUCCAUAUUAAAGCUUAAAAAUAAGCACACCAGUUGCAACAAUAAUAGAUCAUAACAAAUGUUUCAUAUUUGUUUUUCUUGACUGCACGCUAAUGACAUGUAAUUUAUGAGCAAUUUUCACUGAUAUUUUGUAAAAGUAUGAAAUCAUGUUUCUUAUUUUCAUAAAAUUUACAGUAUUUUAAGAAAAUAUUUCAACUAUGUACAUUUUAUACUUACUGAAACUUAUUGUAUUAAAAAAAAUUGUAUUGUCUGAUGUAUUUGUUAGAGAAUGGUUUAAGCCAGUAUGCUUGAAACUCAACAGUUUUCUAAUUUGUGAUUUUGAUUUAAAACUACUCUUUUGGUAGAAUAAUUUUGGAAUCUGUCGAGUUUUGACCAUGUAACUUACUAAUUGUGAAAACUUUGUUUACCCUAAUCUAGAAAAAACUAAAAGUGUUCUUACUACUUGGUAUUUAUUUAUAUUUAUAUUUAUAUAAUUUUUUUUUAGUUUGAAUUCACUGUUAUUGUUUUAAAAUAGAUUUUUUGUGUUUAGUUUUUUCAUAAAGAUAGAAAAUUUCUCAUAUUAUCAAAUAUUAGAGUAUUUUUUAUUGUAAUUAUUUUAAAAAAUGUUCACUGAUUACUAUUUAGACUUUAACUCAACUAUUGUCCUAUUUCUUUUUUUUUUUGUGAUUUAUGUAGUAUAGUUAUUUUUAAUAUUAGUCGAGUCUCAUGUGUAUAUUUGCUUACAACUAGUAGAUUAGAUAUGUUAAAAACAUAAAAUAAUAUGUUUAAAUUUCAAUGUUUCUAACAUAAAUAAAUUAAUGGUCAACUAUUAAUUUAUUAUCGUGUUUAAUGUGUUCAUUACGUUUUUCAUUUAUUCGACAAGUAAGUGAAAAUAAUUUAUACUUGUCAGUAGGUACAAAAAAUCUAUUUUUUACAAUAUUGUUUUUAAAUUUUUAUAUACAUGUAUUAUUUUUUUUUUUUUG
Rhopalosiphum padi (bird cherry-oat aphid) is the source of this 10124-nucleotide messenger RNA. It is a transcript of the gene sdk, whose product is annotated as protein sidekick. Gene Ontology annotation, molecular function: protein binding. Bases 590 to 7168 code for a protein of 2192 amino acids. Lineage: Eukaryota; Metazoa; Arthropoda; Insecta; Hemiptera; Aphididae. The record is from RefSeq and is a predicted model, not a curated record. The transcript has 33 exons. Gene Ontology annotation, biological process: cell-cell adhesion.